Messenger RNA from Owenia fusiformis, 1968 nucleotides. The record is from the annotation of a GenBank genome assembly. Lineage: Eukaryota; Metazoa; Annelida; Polychaeta; Sabellida; Oweniidae.
UUUUGCAGUAUUUUCUAGAUAUCAGGUUUUGCAGUAGCAUUUAAAUGCAUCUGUACUAACUAUACCGACAAAACAAAUUAUUUUUAUUCACUAACGCCAAUGUCAUUGAAUAUUUUUCUUCGUACAUUCCAUAAUUUGACUUCUAAACGUCAAUUUUUGAAAAUUCAAUGGAAAAAAUUAGAAAAAAAUUAUUUCCCUGUUCAGAAGCGUAAUCAUCUAUCACAAUCAAUCAAUUCAAAUUCAGAUAUGCCUCCAUCAGGGAAGGCAAGGACUGUUUUAAUAGACUUGAGUGGGACUGUACAUGUUGAGAGCACUGCCAUUUCAACGGCUCAUAGCGCAAUUGAGAGGCUCCGUGAUACAAGUUUGAACAUACGAUUUGUAACAAAUAGUUCUAAGGAAUCAAAGUUAUCACUUUAUAAAAGACUGAAGAACAUGGGCUUUGAUAUCAAAAUGGAUGAGAUCUUCACUUCACUGACAGCUGCUAGACAGUUGGUAGAAACCAGAAAACUGAGACCUAUGUUAAUUCUAACUGAAGAGGCUAUGGAUGAUUUCAAAGGAAUUCCAAAUGAGGACCCAAAUGCUGUAUUAGUGGGACUAACACCUGAUAAGUUCAACUACGAGCAUCUUAACACUGCCUUCCGUGUCUUGCUUGACAAACCAGAUAUUCCAUUGAUUGCUAUCAACAAAGCCAGAUAUAUCAAGCAAUUGUCGGGACUGUCUUUAGCUACAGGUCCCUUCGUGACAGCCCUAGAAUAUGCAGUCGAUAGAAAGGCUGAAUUGGUUGGAAAACCAAACUCUGCUUUUUUCCUGGAGAGUAUUAAAGACUUUGGUUGUGAGGCUAGCAGUACUGUAAUGAUUGGAGAUGAUGUGAGAGAUGAUGUGGAAGGAGCCAUGAAAAUCGGCAUGUUUGGAAUCUUAGUUAAAACAGGAAAAUACCGCGAUGGAGAUGAAACCAAGAUCAAACCAGGUCCCGAUGCUAUAUGUUCCGACAUCGGUGACGCUGUGGAAUACAUAAUAACUAAUCUCACUUGAUCCUGCUUGAUCCUUGAUCCUGCUUGUGUGGAACCCUGUGCAAUAUGAAGAAAAUGUAAUAAACAUAAUUGGACAUUACAUCGCAUGUUCGGGCAUUUAUAUUGUGAUGCCUGCAGCAUACCAAUAUGACCUGAAUUUUCAGCAUGGCACAAAAGCAUGGACUCGAAAGUCUGUGGUAAAAGGAAUUUGAGAAAGAGACAUGCAACUGCUUGGGUGUGUUUGCUGCUCGGUGUCCGCUGUUUGGUGUCUGUUGCUCGAGGUCUGUGUGUUGCUGUAACAACUGCUGCUUUGAUAUUAUACAAAUAAACUUAAUCUACAAGUCGUGCAUGUCCCGUUACAGCAACCAAACAUACUAGUCCAAGUUCCAUCAUGGCUGCUUUGAUUUAGCUCGAAACAUUAAUUUUUGUUGAGGCAAUUUAAUGAAAGUAUUUCACUAAAUAGAAAUAAAACAAGCAAAAUGUAGGCUAAGGAGUACCAAUGGUCAGUGUGUGAAUACAGGGUGGGAAUUUAAGGUACGUGGAGUACAAUGAUUAUUAAGACUACUUGACAUGGACACUAUGGUUCAUAAAGGGUUAUGGAAGCCCAUCUUAAAUACAUGUACAGUACAUGAUUUAUUUAUCUUAUUUUAUGCGAUAUUACAUGUAUAAGGAUGUUUCUAUGCCAACAUACAUUUCUUCAGCAUUCCUUAAAGGUAGAGUCAGAGAUAUAUGGGAUGAUAAAAUUGCAGGCAUCAUGUGCAAUAGACUAGAAGCAGGAAGCAGUCUUGAUUUUUGUCAUGAAAUGUGAAAAUCAAAGUGAAACUGUAUCUGAAACAAUACAAUAUUACCUUUAAAAUAGAGACAAAAUAUUGGAAAGGUUGUUCACUAGAUCUGAUUCUGCCUUUAAAGGCCCUUAUGCACUGUUGACUACCCAGUGUAAAUGUUCAGUUAAAAAAAA